CCCGCUGCACGCCAGCAUCGAGGUCUACGUGGAGGUGGAGGACGAGAACGACAACGCCCCGCUGAUCUCGGAGCCGCUGUACCGCCCCGCCGUGCUGGAGAACUCGCCCAAGGACAUGCCCGUCGUGCAGAUCCAGGCCGAGGACCCUGACCCCAGCUCCAGCGGGAGGCUGACCUACAGGAUUACCAGUGGGAACCCCCAGAACUUCUUUGCCAUCAACGUCAAGACAGGCCUGAUCUCCACGACGUCCAGGAAGCUGGACCGAGAGCAGCAGGCAGAGCACUUCCUGGAGGUGACCGUGACGGACGGCGGCCCCUCCCCCAAGCAGUCCACCGCCUGGGUGUCCGUCCGGGUGCUGGACGAGAACGACAACAGGCCGCAGUUCCCGGAGAAGGUGUACCAGGUCCGGCUGCCCGAGCGGGACCGCAGGAAGCGGGCCGAGCCCGUGUACAGGGCCUUCGCCUUCGACAGGGACGAGGGCCCCAACGCCGAGGUCGCCUACAGCAUCGUGGACGGCAACGCGGACGGCAGGUUCUUCAUCGACCCCAAGACCGGCCUGGUGUCCUCCCGGAAGCAGUUCGCGGCCGGCAGCUACGACAUCCUGACGCCCGCGGCCAGGGAGCUCUUCGCCGUGGACGCCAGCACCGGCGCCGUCAGGACCACCGCCCCCCUGGACCGCGAGCGCGCCGCCCGCUUCCUCUUCCACGUGCACGUGAGGGACGGCGGCAGCCCCCCUCUGGCCGCCGAGAGCCCCGUGGAGGUCAGCGUCGAGGUGACCGACGUGAACGACAGCCCGCCGGCCUUCACCCAGGCCGCCUUCGAGGCCACGGUGCUCCUGCCCACCUACGUGGGCGUGGAGGUCCUGGCGGUCAGCGCCACGGACCCCGACUCCGAGGCGUCCCCGGCGCUGACCUACAGCCUCGCGGAGGGCGGCGCGGGCCACUUCCUGCUGGGCGCCGGCAGCGGGGUGCUCACCGUCAGCAACAGCAGCCUGUCCGAGGGCCGCCACGCCCUGGUGGUCAGGGCGUCCGACGGGAAGUUCUCCAGCACGGCCGCGGUCACCGUGCUGGUCAGGGAGGCCGCGGACAGCGGCCUCCGCUUCACGCAGAGCCUCUACGCCGCCUCCGUCCCCGAGGACAGCAGCGACGUGACCACAGUCGCCGUGGCCCACGCCGUGGGCGGCCGCCCCAACGAGCCCCUGCGGUACCGCCUCCUGAACCCGGGCGGCAAGUUCCGCGUCGGGCCCACCUCGGGGGCCGUGCAGACCACCGGCGUCCCCCUGGACCGCGAGGAGCAGGAGGCCUACGAGCUGGUGGUGGAGGCCGGCCGCGAGCUGGACCAGCUGCGCGUGGCCCGCGUGGUGGUCAGGGUCCGCGUGGAGGACGCCAACGACAACCCCCCGGUCUUCGUGGGGCUGCCCUACCACGCCGCCGUGCAGGUGGACGCCGCGCCCGGGACGCUGGUCUACCAGGUGACCGCCGUGGACAGGGACGCGGGCGCCAACGGCGCCGUGACCUACGGCCUGCGGGACGGCCACGGCCACUUCCAGGUCGACGCCCGCUCGGGGGCCGUCACCUUGACGCAGGCGUUCAGCGCCGACCUGUCCAGCGCCGAGUACAGCGUCACCGUGCUGGCCAGGGACGGCGGGCAGCCCCCCCUGUCCGCCUCCGCGGAGCUGCCCGUCACGGUGGUCAACCGGGCCGUGCCCGUGUUCGACCGGCCCUUGUACACCGCGUCCGUGGACGAGGACGUGGGCCCGGACACGCCGGUGCUGGGCCUCAACGCCUCCAGCCCCGAGGGCCAGGCCCUCGUCUACGUCCUCGUGGGCGGGGACCCGCUCGGGCAGUUCAGCGUCGACUUCCACACCGGGGUGCUGACGGUGGCCCGCGCCCUGGACUACGAGGCCGCGGCCGCGCACCGGCUGACAGUCGAGGUGCUGGUGCACGUGCACAUCGCGGACGUGAACGACAACCCGCCCGAGUUCCACCAGCUCCUCUACGAGGCCCACGUGAGCGAGCUGGCCCCCCGGGGCCACUUCGUGACCCGCGUGCAGGCCUCGGACGCGGACAGCUCCGACGCCGACCGGCUGGAGUACAGCAUCCUGUCCGGCGACGACCGGGCGGGCUUCCUGAUGGACAGCCGGAGCGGCGUCCUGUCGCUGUCCGGCCCCCGGAAGCAGCGCCUGGAGCCCCUGUACAGCCUCAACGUGUCCGUGUCCGACGGGCUGUUCGCCGGCACCGCGCAGGUGCACGUCAGGGUCCGGGCGGCCAACCUGCACGGCCCGGCCUUCGCCCAGGCCACCUACCUGGCCGAGGUGCGGGAGAACGCGGCCGCGGGCACCACGGUCGCCCGCGUGCGCGCCACGGACGGGGACCCGGGCGCCUACGGGCAGGUCAGCUACGCCAUCGUCAACGACUUCGCCCGGGACCGCUUCCUGGUGGACGGCGGCGGGCAGGUGGUGACCACCGAGCGGCUGGACCGGGAGAACCCCCUGGAGGCCGAGGUCGGCAUCCUGCUGAGGGCGCUGGACGGCGGCGGGCGGGCGGCCUUCUGCACCGUGCGGGUGCUGGUGCUGGACGAGAACGACAACGCGCCGCACCGCUGGGCUCUGAAGGAUGCUGUGGGCACCACGCAGUGA
Molecule: messenger RNA, 2638 nt
Organism: Condylura cristata (star-nosed mole)
Lineage: Eukaryota; Metazoa; Chordata; Mammalia; Eulipotyphla; Talpidae
Product: protocadherin Fat 3
Exons: 6
Coding region: 116-2638 (840 amino acids)
Biological process (GO): adherens junction organization; homophilic cell-cell adhesion; calcium-dependent cell-cell adhesion
Cellular component (GO): adherens junction; catenin complex; plasma membrane
Molecular function (GO): calcium ion binding; cadherin binding
Source: RefSeq, a predicted model, not a curated record